Hansenula ciferrii is the source of this 954-nucleotide messenger RNA. RefSeq lists its product as uncharacterized. The record is from RefSeq and is a predicted model, not a curated record. Bases 1 to 954 code for a protein of 317 amino acids. Lineage: Eukaryota; Fungi; Ascomycota; Saccharomycetes; Phaffomycetales; Wickerhamomycetaceae. The transcript has a single exon.
AUGACAAUAGCCCCAAAAGAUUCUAUACCAGAUCGAGAACGAGAAAGGGUACAAAACUUGGAGAAGUCAAUUCAGAAAGGUCGUGAAAGACUUGGUAAUUUAACAUAUGAUGAAUUGAUUGGUACUGUGUGUUUGGUUUCUUCUGAAUCUCAAUGCCCCGGAGCCCAUUUUUUGCACAAUAUUCAGUCAGAUAUUUUCAAAGCUUUUACAUUUGAUCCCAGAACCUCUCUUGCGUUCAAGAAGGAUGAAGUUUUUGAUAUAAUUGAACCUCAAAAUGUUGGGUAUAAAAGAAUUACAUUAAAAUUGAUGAUAAAAGAUUAUCCAACUCUGUCGAUAGAAAAACAAGGCAUUGCAGAUAUCAAAUCAUUUCUUGAGUCGAGAGAUUCAACUGUUGAAAUUUAUAUUCAAGAACAACUUGAUUUUACCCAAGUGUUGGAUCACUUGAAUAAAUUUGGCGUUCCAAAAUCUGAUGCUCAGAUUGAUGAUGAAAUAGCAAAAGUCAAUAGAGAAAGAAUUCCAUUGUUUCUCUUGAAUAUGAAUCAAAUGUCAAAUGCACUAACAUUGCAGCAGCUCAAGAUAUUAUUAAUGUUUUAUUCCAAUUCGUUGAAAGAUGUGAAGAUUGAUUGCUUUAGAUCAUGUUUCAAAGUUGUUCAAAAGCAAAAAUCAUCAUUUGUUAAUAUUGAGUCAACAGACCCUCACCGCAACUUUAUUUACCAUUUCAAUCCCAAUGAAACUACAGAUACAGAUGGAAAUGAGACCCAGACUAAGACACAAGAUAAAAUAUCAGAAGCUGAAAGUAUUAUUCAAAACAGUUCUUUUAUCUUCCAAACAACUAAUUUUACUAAUCCAAAAUUAUCAUUUCACCGAAAUUUUUACUCUGUUUAUGACUUAUGUUGCCAAAAUAACUUAUUACCAGACAAUGACUCUAAUGAUCAAGGGCCAACUAAGACAUAG